GCUCCUUGCUACUGCGCGUGCGCCAUCGCACGUCGCGCUAGCGUCACCACGCCGGCUUCCGGGAAAACUUGAUUGGUAAACAGGACUUUGGUGGCGGCAGUGCCCUUCUUGGGCGGCGGCCGGUAGCACAGGUUGAUGAGUUUGUGUAUGUAUCCUUUAGAAUUCAGGUAGUGCAGGACUUGGAAUGAAAAGUUAAGCCCCACUGCCCCCAGUUUCUUCCAGAAAUUUAUUAAGUGCUUACAUUCACAUUUAUUGUGUAUUUAAUUUGUACAAAUACUUAUUUUCACAUAUAUGUACAUCCUUCUUUAUACAAAUAGCAGCAUCCUGUACAUAUUUUGCACUAUGUCUUGGGCAGUGAUUUUCCCAGUCAGUUUAUAUAUACAUCCAUCCUUUUCUUUUUAAUGGAUGCAAAGUAUUCCAUUGAUUAUAAGGGCCAUAAUCAAAAGUACUAUAUUUAACCAGCCCAGUGUUGAUGGACCUCUAGUUGUUCCCAGGUUUUUUUUUCCCUCUGUUGCAGACAAUGCUGCAAUGUGAACAUUCUUAUCUAUAUAUCCAGUUACAUCGAAAUUCCUAGAAGUAGAAUUUCUGAAUUGAUGGAUAUGCAAACUUAAAAUCUUAAAAUUCUCAAAGAUAUUGUCUAAUUACCCUCCAAAAAUGAUUGUAUCAACCUACAUUCCCACCUACAAACUUUUAUUGGGUUCCUACCAAUUUUUUUUUUUUUUUUUUACCAUGUGGUAGGUAUCAAGCUAGAGGUGAAAGGCAUGUACCAAAAAAUAGCGGAGAGAAAUUAAGAAUGAAGCUCAAGUCCAAGAUUUCCACACACUAUCAGGUGUAGGGAUCUGCACCUGUUAGAAAACCUCUGAAUUCUGCAACAAAGGUCAGCAUCUCAAGUAGGUCUGAUGACAGAAUAAAGUACUAAAUUCCAGAUUAAACUAUAGAUAAUAAUUAUGACUAAUUAGAAAAAAAUUUUUUUUGUUUCUAAUUUCUGAAAGUACUUUACAUACAUUGUUCGUAAUCUUCACAACCAUUUUGGAACUGGGUAAACUGAAGCUCAGAAAGGUCUGAAUUAUCGAAUGAAUGAAUAGGAAAAAAAAAUCACUUGCUUUAACAUUUCUGAGAUAGUCACAUUCCAACCCCAAGUUUAAAUUCACAAGAAUUUACAAUUCUAAAGCUUUCACAUAAUUACAAAUGGGUCAACAUCCGUAAAUUGCUAAUUGAAAAAUUAGCAUAUGUUAGUAGCACACAGUACUAACUUACAUUCAGGCACAUUCAUGUUUAGUGCUAAAUCAAAAAAUACUCUUGGAAUUUAUGAAAUAUCCAACAGACUUGUAAUAGUCAAAAGCGCAAAUGGUACAAAUGACUACAGACAUGACAAUAUACAAAAUGUGACAUAAAUCUACCCAAAACUAAAAAAAGCUAUAUUGACCUUGCACUUACAAUUUGCUAAAAGACACAAGCUUGGGGUGGGAACAAACUCAGUUAUAGUUGACACAAGAAAGUCCAGACCUAGGCAGAAUAGGACUUCCAGAAAGUAUGGGAACUAGCAAAGAGUAAGCUUUUGGAUAGAAGUGGGCCCAACAUGAAGUAAAAGAAUGCCUUGAGAGGUACACAUUAUGCUGAAAUGGAGUAUAUAGGAACAAGAGAUAUUUGGAACACAAAACAGCUAAGUAGUUGACACUAACAAAACUACUAGUAUCCAGCAGGGCUCCAGGUAUCAUGUGGGAGUUUGAGGGACUCCACUCCUUAAUAAAAGCAAAAAAGUGGCAAUGGGGAGAGUAAGGAAGAGCCUCAUGGAUAGGUGGUCUGUGUAUGUUACACCAAGACAAGUCCCAGUUAUCCUGAUGGAUACAAAAUGCAGGCACUGGGACAAGACAGCACCCUAACUAUGAGAAUAGAGGCUUUAGGUCAGGGUGGGACCUGAUGUUGAGUUCCAGGACGUAGAACUAAAGCUCCUUAGGCUCUUCCUCCUACAUGUAAUACAGAUUUAUAUGAGAGGUUGAAGAUAAUGCUGAGCCUGCAACCUGGAGUCAAGUGUCUAGAACUAUCAGAAGAAAAUACAGGCUGGGGCCCAGAAGAGGCCUAACUAUAUCUGGGGUUUGCUAAUAGAACUGAAUGUUGGAACUGAAUAUUUUAGUAUGUAAAGAUUUCACCGCUACCAGAAAUUUCCCCUGGCACCCCAUAAUCUUAUGCCACCCAUCCUAACCUAUAGUAUCUAUGGCUUCUCUUAAUUUCCAUGGGAACAUAGGAAAAACAGAGACUGGUCUGGCUUGCAGAUAUUUAGUAUGUGUUGUUAGCCUCACAUUACAUACUAGUAUCAUAGAAGUAGGCCAUCUGAAGUAUAAAGCUGAGUUCAAAGGGAAAAAACCUUGGAAAAUGUAUAUAGCCUGAGCCGUAUCUCUACAUUGUAGUACUUCACACAAUUUCCUCCCAGAGAAGCAUAACCCCAUCACUGAAACAACUCCUCCUAGUAAGUGCUAGAAGCAUUUUCAGAAGAGAGGAAAAGAGACCUAUAAAUGCAAUAUCUGUCUUUAGAGGUCCCACUCAUGAGUUUACCUUCUUGUGGGCUCUUGUUAUCUGCUGUAACACACAGCCCACUCGCUGGCACUAGAAGAGUCCCCAUAUAGAUCUAGGCACUCCCAAAAGCUUACUAUCAAGGGAAAUGUUUAGAGCCAUGGAUUUCCUUCCUCCAACCAGCUGAUUCCACAUAUAAAUCAUGAGCCACCCAGCCCUAACGUACUUUAUGAUGGUAUCAAGAGAAGUUAGUGAGAAAUGCACUAAGCAGGCAAACAAAAACAAAGGCAAUCCAGGUCAAUGAAGCAGGGUAUAACUCACCACAAUCCCUUUGCCACAGCCCCCUUUUUAAGCUUCUCCACAAAAAUCCAUACUGUCUAGUCCAAGAUGCUUCACAAUAAACCAUCAUGAAGAGAAAAACAUGUCUUACCAUGUCAUAUUCCUUAAAAAAUACAUUGACGAAGAAAAAAGAAAACACAUAGAUGAAACCAGAGUGUUUACAAGCAAUCUAUAUUCUACAGAUAUUCCAAUGAAUGACAUAAAUGAGGUAAUAUGGCAAAAUGAGAAAAAUAUAAGAUUGUUCUCUUCAGUGCAUAGAAUUCAUGGCAGCUGCUGGACUAUGUAGCUACAUAAAAACAAUAUUGAAUUGCCUAAGUUAAUACAAAAUAGUUUCACAUUUACAAAAUGAGACCAAAAUGUGUUACCUCGUUUCUUACAGAAACAAACCCACGUGAAUUCCUUUUUUCCUGUACCCUUUUGCCUUGCCAAUUCCCUGUUCUCCACUAAUGUCCCCUUCUUUUUCUAAUUACUCUCCUAGUCAUUUUGCCUGACCUUGCACCCAAGUAUGGGAGACAGAAUCCUUGAGGCUCAAGAUUCUAUGGCGGCUGUUUGCAAGGGGGAGGAGGCUACAGUAACUGCCACACUGGAUACACUUAUGUGGGAAAGAAGGGGGAAAGUAUCCCGUAUGCCUCUCAAGUACAAAAAAGUGGAAUGCUAAGAUGCCUGUAUUGCCCCCAGGAGCCAAAAGUAGAAGAUUCUGAACAAAAGAAUUGCAACCGAAGGACAGAAGAGGGAAGAUGUACAACCAGCCGUGUCUUCUGGCUUUUUGGUGUCUGCUUCUAAUGGCAACAGUCUAUUUUAUGAAGCAUCAAGGCACCGAGAAGAUCUCUGCUUCUGCAAGUUGACAGAAAGUAACAUCCAUGAACGUAAGAAUGCAAGAUCAAGACUUGUCACAGAAACAAUGCCUAAAAUGAAGGGGGGCGGGGUGGCAGAAGAGAGACAGAAGUCCAACCUGGCCCAGACCAACCCAGGCAAAGGAUGGGAGAAUUCAAGAAGAAACUAAAAAGAGAAAGCACCUGGGAUCCCAUCAUUCCCCGCAAGAUGCAGUAAAGCAAUGUCAUCCUGUCUUCAGUCAAGUUACAGAAAGAGCUCUUUAAUCCCUUCCUUUGGUCCUCUAAAAGCUACAGGAAGUUCACUAUUCGCAUCAACUGAUAUGGUUUCAGAACAACUGUAAUUGCUCAACCUAGAUGACUCUUUCCUUCCUCCCUAGGGAUGUUAACUAUAUAUUAUGUAUAAUUAAAAACACAUAUUGUAAAAAUCGAUAUAUUUUAUGUAAUAUAAUACAUACAAUAUAAUUAAAUACUAGUUAUUAUAUUAAAGAACACCUAUAAGAAACUUUGAGAUGAUUUCCCUAACAUAGGAGCUUAGGAAAAGUGAAAAUACCACUUCUGUCUUGUAGGAUUUCACCUCCCCAGAGCUCAGCCAUUUAGGGACCCUUAUAGCUCUCCUACCAAUCCCUCCACCCAAUCCCGUCUUCUUGCUGGGCAUCUGACCUCCCUAUUGGCUAUCUCAUACCUUUAAACUGCCUGCUUUGUGACCUCAUUCUCCCACCAAACCUACCGCCAUAUGGUAGAAUCUUGGGGUUUCCACAGAGCUGCCUGUAAACAAAUUUGGAUCAUCGCAAGUGACCAGUGACCAGUGGCCUUCAUACUGGUCACAUGCUGUCUUUGGCUUCAGCCACUAAGACACCUUCUAGUAUUGUCUCUUCAACCCUUGUAUCUACAGCUGAUGUCUCCUCUUCUCUGACCAUGUCAGAGAAUUUCCAAAAUUCAUCUUUGCUUGGAACUCCAAGUUCUCUGCAGCUCUCUCUUCCUGUGGUGAGCGAUGCGGCUCCCCUAACAGGAAGCGUCUGCAACCUCUCCAGAGUCUCUGCUCCAGCUGUCAGCUCGGCAUGGCUACUGCCAUCAGCCUCUAGCACCUCCUUCCAACCACUCAUGGGUAGUGCCUACCUUUACCAACAUUCUAGCACAACCAUGUUGUCUGGAGUUUCUGGCCAGAGCCAGAUCUCCACUUCAUCUGCCUCCUACCCAGGUAUUUUUGAGUGGGAUAUCACAGGAAGCACUGAGAAGUCAUCUUCACUCAGGGACUUCACUGUCACUGUCAUUGACCAGGGCACAUCUAUUUCUUCCAUGCCCAUGGCAGCUCAGUAUGACAAAACUUCAGAUACCAAUACCAUGGUCCCUCUGUAUCCAUCACUGUCUGCUACCCUUGUUCAGGGAACAUCAAAUCAGGGACAUAGCUUGUCACUUCCCUACCCGGAAGGGAGCCAGGUAUACUACUAUAAUCAAGGCACACUGGGGCCCCUACUAUCAGGAGAACUUGGCCCCUGCCUGCAAUCCUAUUGCUCUGUGUCAUACACAGGAGGUAGAGCCUCUGCCCCUCAACCAGAAAUGGUAAUGGUACUAAAGGAGGUUCAGCCCACAAAUGCCCUACCACCAGCCUCCAGCUCUGGAAUUUACUAUUCCGUGUCUGCUCAACCCGUCGUGGAAACAAGUUUUCAAGUGAUGGAAACUUCCCUGGGGAUGGAGACUUCCCUGGGAUUGCAACCUCCAAGUCAGACAUUUUGUCUGCCACAAACUCCAGAAUUUCCCAAGUCCUGCAGUGGCAGAAAUAUCCAGAUACUUGAGAGUAACCCACCACCUGAGCUUGGGGAUAUUCCAGUGAUAGCUCCAGUCCAGAGUUCUAGUAAUCUCCUUGCACUGCCUCCAGCUCCAAGCCAGGAACAAACAGAGAAUAAGAAUUUGGAUGAGAUUAAAAGCAAGCCUCCAAAACUUCUGGAUGCCUACCAGAUCCCAAUAGAAAACCAAGAUCCUCCACUACUCCCUUUAGAAAUUCCUGAUAUUCACCAGCUUCUGGCUUGCAUUGAUCCCCUCAGUCAAGAGGAACAGUCUGGUUCUGAAAACGUUGAUCUGGGAAAGAACAGCCUGAGUCUUGAAGAUCAGGGAACACUUGAAAAUGGCAUUGAGUCUACCAGUGGUUUUGCAGGUAUCACUACACUGAUGAAGGAUAUUCACCUUCCUCAGCUCUUCAAUUCCUUGAAAGACUUUGAUCAGUCCAAGGAUCCCAAGGCAAUUAAAACCAAAGAUACCAAAACCAUCGAGGUGAAUCAGGGGCAGGAAAAGUCAAGCAUGAAAAAGAGUUCCUCUGAUCAAGUCAGGAAGAACAAACGCAAAGCCUCUGAGCCUAUCACUGGUGCUCCCAAGGCCAAAAUCCAAGCAAAGAACCCAGAGGGAGAAGUGAUUGUUUCCCAUGCAGAAGCCAGUGACAGGGCUCCUGUGAAUAUUGCUAAGCAUUCUAACAGCAAAUCUCAAAAAGCUGUAUCCAGCAGGAGCAGCAAAACUAAGGGCCAUGGGCAGGAAAAGGCCAAAAGGACCAGAGAAAACAACUCCAAGAAAGCUGAAGACAGUAAGCAGUCAGGAAACAAAGUGAAGGCAGAAGAGAAGCCAACCAUUCCCAGGAUGAAGCGGAAGAAAAAUCAACUUGAGUUUAGCCAAGAGACUUUUAAGAAGCCUCGAAGCUGCCUGAGCAUGCAUAUGCUGGAGUCUGUGCAGGUUUUCCAUGCACUGGGAAAGAAGAAUGAUAAGAAAACUGGGCUCUCCUCUUCCCGAGUCCUGGGAAACUCAAGCAACACCAAAGACCCCCGGCCAUCCCCAGCUAUCAAACCAUGGCUGAAUACCCCACGUGACGGAAAAGGUCCUGAGAAAACUCAAGUCAAAGCCCAGAAACCAGAUGGCAGCGCUGAGAAAGAGUGUCCAUCUCCAUCCCAGUAUGAGCUGCCACCUCCUGGGAAGGUCAAGUUGGUACCUUUGCCUUUUCCGACCUUGGACAAGCCUCAAGCUCGACCUGUUCCUCGGAGACCACAGUCCCUGGCUUCACAUCGGUCUUCUGUGGCUCACCCUCCUCGGCCUGGUCCUAACUCAGUUCAACCAGGUGCAAUCGAUCCAUCCCGGCCAGCUCCUGCCAAUCCAUCGUGGACGGGUCCUGCUAGACCAGCUCGGCCAGUUUCAACCAACCAGGCCCAACCAGGUUUGACCAACCCUACCCGGCCCAGUGUUCCUCAGUCUGCUGCUUCUAGGCCUACACCGUACAAAACAUCAACUUGCACUUCUCUCCAGCGGGAGCCUGUUCCCACUGUUGUGACCAAGACACAGUCCCCACCUAAGUCUCAAAACCAGUUUCUACUACAAGACUUCUGCUUCCAACCAAUUCCAUGGAGGAAACCCAAUGUUCCUGAGCCAGUAAUGUCAACCCCCAUCACAGAAGAGCAGAGGCCAGAGCGUGAGGCCAUGAAGAGGAAGGCUCAACAAGAACGUGAGAAUGCUGCCAAAUACACCUCUUUGGGGAAAGUGCAGUUUUUCAUUGAGAGGGAGAAAGACCUAGAAAAUGCUCGAUUUUAUGGUUAUGCAAUAUAA
This is a messenger RNA of Loxodonta africana (African savanna elephant), 7262 nucleotides long. RefSeq names its product chromosome 15 C2orf78 homolog (gene C15H2orf78). The transcript has 3 exons. Bases 4509 to 7262 code for a protein of 917 amino acids. The record is from RefSeq and is a predicted model, not a curated record. NCBI's taxonomy places the organism in Eukaryota, Metazoa, Chordata, Mammalia, Proboscidea, Elephantidae.